ACAAACACUUUUCUCCCCAACUGUGGGUGGAAGCUUAAAAGAGAAAGUGAAACUUUGCCACAGGAACACGAAAUGAGCAUGAUGAAGCUAAAAUCCAUUGAGGUUUAAGAGAAGAACUUCCGGGAGCUUUUCAUAAUAUAAUACCACAUUCCUAUCAGGUUGACCACACAGUGCUUGUUCCCUGUAUUCAGGCCAUCACCAAAUGAUUUCGGCAUCAUUUGUCCGCCUACAACACAAAUUAUCAAUCACUUGCUGAUGGACAUUUCCUUUGCAAUGGUCUCGAUGAGGCUGUUAGUGCUUUUUAGUGUGUCUCUGGUUGGGUCUCAGCACUCCCAGAGUUCACCACAGGUAUCGGGCCCUCCUCAACCUCCUGGAGAGUCUCGUUUGGGUGAGGACAAUCUGUCCUUUCCUUGGAGUCGUCUUCGCCUGCCACGAUACAUCAUUCCUCUUCACUAUCACCUCUUUGUGCAUCCCAACCUCACAACUCAAAGUUUCACCGGCUCAGUGCAGAUCCAGAUUGAUGUCCAGAACAACACAAAUUGGGUUGUAUUACACAGCAAGGGCUUACAGAUCUCCAAAGCCACAAUUUUAGACCAGGAACUCCAUCACCUGUCUGAUCAGGCUCUUCCAGUUCUCCAUAACCCUUCCCAUGAGCAAAUUGGGAUUUUCUCUCCAAGGGUACUCAGCAAGGGGCAGAAGUAUUUCCUGUAUAUUGAGUUUGAAGCAGAACUUGUAGAAGGAUUCUAUGGCUUUUAUAAAAGCACCUACAGAACCAGUAAAGGCGAGACCAGAACCUUGGCUUCUACUCACUUUGAACCAACAAGUGCUCGAAUGGCAUUUCCGUGUUUCGAUGAGCCAAACUUCAAAGCUAAUUUCUCCGUGCGAGUCAGGAGGAGUCCAGAGUUUAUUUCUCUUUCCAACAUGCCUGUAGUCAAGACAGUUGAGAUAGAUGGUGGCCUUCUUGAAGAUCAGUUUGCUGCGAGUGUAAUGAUGAGCACAUACUUGGUGGCAUUUGUUAUUUGCGACUUCAAGUCUGUCACUGCAACAACAUCAUCUGGCGUGAAGGUUUCCAUUUAUGCUUCCCCUGAGAAGUGGCAGCAGACCAACUAUGCCUUGGAGGUUGCAGUCAAAAUGCUGGACUUCUAUGAGGAUUAUUUUAACAUCCCCUAUCCUUUACCCAAACAAGAUCUGAUAGCCAUCCCAGACUUCCAGUCAGGUGCGAUGGAGAACUGGGGCCUGACCACCUACAGAGAGACCAGCCUUCUCUUUGACCCCCUCACAUCCUCUGUUUCUGAUAAACUCUGGGUUACCAUGGUGAUUGGCCAUGAGCUUGCCCAUCAGUGGUUUGGUAACCUGGUGACAAUGGAGUGGUGGAAUGAUAUCUGGCUGAAUGAGGGGUUUGCCAGAUAUAUGGAGUACAUUUCUGUGGAGGCCACCUACCUUGACCUCAAAGUGGAAGAGUACCUACUCCACACAUGCUUUGCAGCUAUUGGUCAUGAUUCGCUGAACUCUUCUCGGCCUAUAUCCUGCCCUGCGGAGAACCCCACGCAGAUCAAAGAGAUGUUCGAUACCGUCUCAUAUGACAAAGGAGCAUGUGUACUACACAUGCUACGACACUUUCUGACAGAUGAGGUGUUCCAGAGUGGAAUAGUACGAUAUCUGCGAAAGUUCAGUUAUGGAAACGCUCACAAUCAGGACCUGUGGGACAGUCUGACCAAUACAUGCUCAGAGGAGGAGUUCAUCUCAGGGAAACAUUGUUACAGCAGCAGCCAGGCCUCCAAGAACGCAUACCUGUUUGCUGGAGAACAUCUAAACCUGACUGCCAUGAUGAAUACUUGGACUCUGCAGAAAGGUAUUCCCCUGGUAACUGCAACUAGGAAGGGGCCUCGACUCUUCCUCAGACAGGACAGAUUUUUGAGGACUGUGCUGCCUUCUGACCCACUGUGGUCAACGUAUCAGAAAGAUUUCCUUUGGCAUAUACCUCUAACAUAUAAGACAGAUGCUUCGGACACCAUCCAUAGACACCUGAUGACGACGCGCACAGAUAGCAUUGUUGUGGGAGACGAAGUGAGCUGGGUGAAGAUUAACUCUGACAUGACAGGCUACUACUUGGUUCAUUAUGAGGAUGCUGGCUGGGAUGUAAUGACAAAGUUAUUAAGGGAAAACCACACUGCUCUGAGCUACAAAGACAGGACUCACUUGAUACACAAUGCAUUUCAGUUGGUCACGGCGGGCCAUCUGCCCCUCAAUAAAGCCCUGGACCUGAUUGGCUAUCUCCAGAUGGAGAAGCACACAGUGCCCCUCCUUCAAGGACUUGGCUAUCUUGAGGUCUUUUACCAAAUCGUUGAGAGAAGAGAUGAGCUCAGUUUAACACAGAACCUGGGAAGGUACAUCCUGCACUUUUUCCGUGCUGUCAUUGACCAUCAGACCUGGAGUGACAGCGGCUCAGUGUCAGACCGACGUUUGAGGUCAGAGGUCUUGUCACUGGCUUGUCACCUGGACUACCCACCUUGUCUGGAGGAAGCAAAUCGACACUUCAGAGGCUGGCUUCAGUCCAAUGGAACACUUAAUCUACCUACUGAUGUGGCAGAGACAGUGUACACAGUGGGAGCUCGAGAUGACCACGGCUGGGCUUCACUCCUAAACACAUAUAAAACUUCCCUCUCUGAAGCACAAAAACACAAGAUCCUGUUUGCUUUGACCAGUAGCAGGGACACAGAAAAACUAAAAAGACUGCUGGAGCUGGGUCUGGAGGGGAAGUUGAUUAGAUCACAAGAUCUGUCCAGUCUCAUCCUGAUGGUGGCCAGGAACCCAAGAGGACAUUAUCUUGCCUGGAACUUUGUCAAAAAGAAUUGGGACUUCCUGGUUCAAAAGUUUCAGCUGGGUUCAUUUUGCAUCAGAAACAUUAUUAUUGGGACCACUGGCCAGUUUUCAUCUCAGCAUGAUCUCACUGAAGUGCAGUUGUUUUUUGAGUCCAUCAAAGAACAGGCAUCGCAGCUGAGAGCCACACAGAUGGCCCUGGACAACGUGCAGAAAAACAUCCGUUGGGUUCGGAGGAACUUAGAAACUCUGAGAAACUGGCUAAAUGAACAGAUGAACCAGAAGAAACAUCACGUCCGUCGAAGGCUCUUAAACGUACAGAAGUUACCCAGUUUUUGGUCGCCUGGAGGGUCUUUGGGAGAGCUUGCCAUGGAUCUGUUUGACAGUAACAGUACAGAUCGUGCUAACCUGCCAAGGAACAUGAUUGAGAACAGCAUGUUUGAGGAAGAACCCGAUGUUGUGGAUUUAGCCAAAGAUUCCGCUGCAUUUCCAGCAUUUCCUACACUUGACCCAGAUGAGGAGGCGUUUGAGCCUCGUAGUUCCCGGUUACUUGUUCGAGGUCUGGGAGAAAAUGACAUGGAUGACGACGAGGAGGAUUGUGAGUCUUCGGCUCGUCUCUUGGGCAUGUCCUUCAUGAAUCGCAGCUCUGCUCUCAGAUCCGGCUCUUCCCCUUAUGCCAGACAGGCUCCACCAAGGUCCUGUACGCGACCCUCAGCCCGUACCAUGGUUGUAUGUGUGUUACUCCUGGUGAUAAUUGCCUCUAUGACCAUGGUACUGUACUUCCUACCUGGCUGCACCUUUACCAAGGCAGGUUGUCGAAAACCAAACAAGACCACUCCAUUUGAACAAGUCUAUCCCGUGUCCACAAAUGGGGAGCUGUUUCCGUGGACAAAACUUCGACUGCCUUACAGCAUCCAUCCCCACAGCUAUGAGCUGACCUUAAUCCCUGAUCUUGAUAACAUGACUUUCACUGGCAGGACAGUUAUCAACAUGUCCAUUCUUCACAGUUCAAAGGUCAUCGUCCUGCAUGCUGCUAAUCUCAACAUUACCAAAGCUACCUUCCAGCUGGGUGGCGGACAGGCGAGGGAUGUGACUGUUCUGGAGUACAAACCCAAGCAGCAGAUAGCUGUCAAGUUCAAAGAGGAGCUGAAAGCAGGCCAGUACUGUGUUCUGACCCUGGAAUACUCUGCUAACCUGUCUCACACCUAUGAUGGUUUCUACAACAGCUCAUACAUUGCUAAAGAUGGAAACAAAAGGGUCUUAGCAGCCACUCAGUUUGAGCCGCUGUCUGCCAGGAAGGCCUUCCCUUGCUUUGAUGAGCCGUCUUUUAAAGCAACUUUCUGGAUAAAAAUCAACCGGAAAAAAAACUAUAUGACUCUGUCCAACAUGCCCCAGGCCAAAUCCACACCUCUUCCCAACGGCCUCGUGCAGGAUGAGUUUGAAAAGAGCAGUGUCAACAUGAGCACAUACCUGGUGGCCUUCAUUGUUGCCAACCUCUCUCCAGUCAGCAAAAAUGUUUCAGAAACCAUGGUGUCAGUCUACUCAGUACCAGAGAAGAAAGAGUACACUGACUAUGCUCUGGAAACUGCCUGCAAACUGCUGGAGUUUUACAACAAUUUCUUUGAUAUUAACUACCCCCUCAAGAAGCUAGACUUAGUAGCAAUACCAGACUUCCUGGCAGGAGCAAUGGAGAACUGGGGACUCAUCACUUUUCGGGAGACCAGCCUGCUGGUGGGCAAAAAGUCCUCCCCUCUGGAAAAACAAGUAGUUGCCUCUGUCGUAGCACAUGAGCUUGCACAUCAGUGGUUUGGAAACCUGGUAACUAUGAGCUGGUGGAAUGACCUUUGGCUGAAUGAAGGCUUUGCCACAUAUAUGCAAUAUAUGUCUCUGCAGACAGUGUUGCCCCAUCUGGACAUUGGUAAUUUAUUCUUGGCGGUGAGAUUCAGAGCCAUGGACAAAGAUGCACUAAACUCCUCUCAUGCUGUUUCCACACAAGUAGACACUCCAGAACAAGUUGAAGAGAUGUUUGACUCGGUCUCUUAUGAAAAGGGUGCAUCUAUUCUCUUAAUGCUGAAUGCUACCUUGCCGGGGGACCAGCAGUUCAGAAAGGGCAUCAUUCAGUACCUAAAGCAAUUCAGUGGUUUAAAUACAGAAACUGAUGACCUCUGGAACAGCCUCACACAGGUAGAGGUUUCCACGCAGCACCAGAAUGUGUCGGAGAUGAUGAGUUCAUGGACUUCACAGAAAGGCUUCCCACUGGUCACUGUAAGCCGCAAGGGAGACCAGUUGACCCUCACACAGGAGCACUUCCUGCUCACAUCCGACAAUGCUACAAGUAGCGCUAGUUUGUGGAACAUUCCCGUGACCUACGUUAAUGACAGCUGCAGUUUGGCCCAUGAGUGCAGACAGAUGUACACUCUGAAGUCCAAGUCAGGCACCAUUAAGCUGCCAGAGAGCGUAAAGUGGCUCAAGUUGAACUACAGAAACACAGGCUUCUACAUCGUCCACUAUGGAGACGAGGGCUGGCAUGCUCUUAUCGAGGCUUUGUCCACAAAUGUCAGUGUUCUUACGCAUGAGGACCGUGCCUCACUCAUACACAACAUUUUUGCGCUCUCCAGACUGGGACGUGUAUCCUUCCGUCAGGUCCUCAGCCUGUUGAACUAUAUGACCAAUGAAACUGAGACUUCUCCUGUGACAGAGGCUUUGCUGCAGCUCAAUUCCAUCUACAGGCUGCUUGAUAAAAGACAGGAGUCUGGCCUCGUCGCUCGCAUGAAGGCUUAUAUUCUGAGGCAUUUUGGUUCUCUGAUGGAAAAACAAACAUGGGGAGACGAAGAGAGUGUUUCCAAACAGGAGCUGCGUUCUGCUCUCCUGGGGACGGCCUGUAAUCUAAAAGUGGAAAACUGCACUCAGCACGCCAAAGCCCUCUUUAAACAAUAUUCUGAAUCCAAUGGCACCUUCCAGAUUCCAGGUGAUCUGCAGCAAGUCGUUUUCUCAGUGGCUGCUCAGUCAGAUGAAGACUGGGAGGCUUUGCUCACCAUGUAUGUAGAAGUCACCAACGAUGCAGAGAAGCGAAAAAUCCUUCAGGGUCUGGCAUCAACUCAGGACCCAAGACGUGUCGUCUGGAUUCUUAAGGCAGGUCUUAAUGGGGAUGUCAUCCAGACGCAGGAGUUGCCUUUGGUCAUCAACACUGUGUGUAAUGGCUUUGCUGGCCAUUUGUUUGCAUGGGACUUCAUACAAGUGAACUGGGACAGCCUCAUUGAGAAGUUCCGAGUGGGCUCUUUUGCAAUCCAGACAAUCAUCAAAUCUGCUACCUCGCAGUUCUCCACACAGGCGCACCUUGAUCAAGUGCAGGCUUUCUUCUCUGGUCUGAAGGGGCGUGGCUCUCAAAUGAGAAGUGUGCAGGAAGCACUUGAAACCAUCAGGCUGAACAAACGCUGGAUGGACAACAACCUCUCUACACUCCGAAAAUGGCUCUAGGAAAGGCGCUCCAUCCAGUGUCCGCCUCACUGUCAAACAAUUACGGUGUGUCUUCAAGAGGGCAGAAGUGUUUGCACUAUUGUUGGACUCACAUUGAUCCGGAUUAGGGCAUUGAUCAAUGGAGAAGGCUGUGCUCUACCUGGGUGGGCAGGGUUUAGACUGGAGAAUCUGUAGCUCCUGUCAGAUGGACUUGAUCGCUCAGGGUGGCUCUGACCGUGCGUUUGACAAGGCGCCAGGGCAAAACACACUUUUCCCGCUUUAUGCUGUCGACCAAAAUCUGCUCUUGAAACCUCAUUUGAACCUCAUGCCCGAGCAGACAAUCAUGCUUAAAACAAACUCCUUUAGCCCGGCCAAAUCUCAGGCAACUAUCCAUUUGAGCUGCAAAAUGGUCUCUUACUCUUAUCAAAAGUAUGAUGAAUGUCAACACGGCUGACUGGACGAGAGCUGUGCGUCACAUAGGAUGCAGCUUUCAGGAUUUCCACAACAACUAUGAAUUGCUCUGAAUACAGCUGCUUGAAAGAUGCAUUCAUCUGUAGUGUCGGUCAGUGAAGCAUUAGCUAUUUUAGUCAUGGCUGCGUUAGUUGACUGACCGAUCAGUCGAGCCGAACUUCUUCUGGCAUCAUUUGAAUGUACUAGAAACCUUCCCACUGUGUACUGUGGAGGAUGUACUCUGGUCCUCUUUUUUUGCUCCUUCCAUACAACCAUUUAAGCUCUGAUUAGGGCUGGGCGAUGAUUUCAAACAUUUUUUUCAAACAAAACGGCAAAUCUGACAUACGGUUUAUAUCACUUGGAUGCUAAAACUGCAGUAUUAAUUUAUGUAUUGCAGUCCCCAAGAUGGACAUGAGCAGAGGUUUUACAAGAAGUAUUUUAGUUAUUUAGUUUGAUUGAAAACUGUAUGAGACAGAAAAGAUCAAAGGAGAGAAGCAGACAUAGGGAGGACAUUCUGCAGAUAACCUUUGUUUGUCAUGUCGCCCAGCCCUAGCUCUGAUCAACAGGUUUCAGUUCUUUUUGCCUGCUGUGCAGCCAUUGUAAAAACUCUUUUACUGUAUUUGCUUGUAAAGUUGUAAUUAUGUAAAUAUUCUAAACUUUGAGCUUUUGGAUGUUCUGUUUUUGAAUAUUCUCACAUUUAGCAUUUUAACGUUUGCUUUCUGUGUGUGUACAUAGAUUUUAAAGGAUUAUUUAAAAGUUUAGUUUCUUUUUUUUAAUUUUUUUUUUUUUAUCCCUGAUGUGGAAAACCAAACCAAACUAAAAGAGGGUCCUCUAUUUAAGAAUGUUGUUACAAGGGCUAAUGUGAGCAUUGCAGGUACUUAGUGUAAUAGUAUAAAAUCUGCCCAGCUAGCAGUUGCUUGUCAGUCUAAGAAAUACAAGAGUCACUCCGGGGCUAAUGACCCAUGCCUCCUAGAAUUAGCUAUUUAUUUAGUGUUGGUAAAUUUUCCCCUCUAAUUUUGACUUUAUUUAAAGAGCCGAGCAGGCUCAAAGUGGUACUCAUUCAGGAUUACUACUCUGUUAACCUGAAAAGUGUGCAUUUGCUUUAAUUGUUGUGUUUUUAUUCAAGCUUCUUGAUCUGUGUUUUACCAGUACCAAGACAACCUGUUAGAUAUGUGUAUAAAAUUCCCAGUAAAGGUACCUGAGAAUGACAGAAUGCUUGUGACUCUUAGUGGUUAGUAGGGAGUUUUCCACAGGUCAGUCAGGGACUUCUUAAUGACGAAUGUGUGAUGAACCAAAGGUCAGUGAACCAUAGUGAGAAGUGAGAUUAAAUACACAUGAGAAGAAUAGGUUUGUAAUUGUUGUACGCUAAUACAUUUAAGACCCCCUCCCCCUCAUUCCAUUGUAGAUGGGAACUAACUGAGCACUUCUCACAUCUUUCAGUUCACCUAAAUUCUUCUCAUUAUAUUUUUUGCAAAGUGUUGUCUCGUUGUUGUCUCCAAAUCGUGACAGGACAUAGUGGAGAACCGCAAGUUGCAGUAAACCCAUCAGAUUUAUCUUUGCUUUUGACCCGGGACAAAAUACUGUACAUGCAUCUGCACUUCUGUUGCUGUUCAUUUGGCAAAAUAUAAGCUGUUUUCUGAGUCAUGUUUGCUUUUCAUCCUUUCACACCAAGUUUCCAAGUUUUAAGUUAGUGUCCAGGCACUUACUGACAGAAAAUGAAGUUACCAUGUUUAAAGAAAAAAAUGUCAGUAUUUCAUGAAAAAUAUUCACUAUUUGUGAAAUUGAUAGCAGUAACAAGUUUUUAAAGUUUGAGAAGGGUUCAUAUUUUCCAGUGUGGAGUGUCCUUUUAUUUCCGUAAUGAUUAAAAAAAAAAGUUUUCACUUGAACUUUGCUGAUAACCACUGACUGCUUCAUCUUAUCUUUAACCAGAGGAGACAGGGUCCAUUAAAAAAA
Menidia menidia (Atlantic silverside) is the source of this 8679-nucleotide messenger RNA. NCBI's taxonomy places the organism in Eukaryota, Metazoa, Chordata, Actinopteri, Atheriniformes, Atherinopsidae. The record is from the annotation of a GenBank genome assembly.